UGUAAAACUCUGAACGUAAUAAUCUUGAGGGGUAAGAGUAGGGAAUCUAAUUAGAAUUUGAUUUUCUAUGCUGUGACAAUACCUUACCUUUUUUUUUUUUUAAGAUUUUAUUUUUUUUAAGUAAUCUGUACAGGUAACACAGGGCUCAAACUUAAAACCCUGACAUGGGGAGUGGCACACUCCUACCAACUGAUCCAGCCAGGUGCUCUGAUACCUAAGCUUUUAAAUAAAUAAAAUGAUUCAUCUGUUUUGACAAAUGUAGAUCACUUCUCCAAAUUUCAGUCAUCUUAAUUGCUCUUAGAUACUCAAAAAAGAAACCACUACCACUAUAGAACCCAACAAAUGAUUUGAAAGUUACUUUUCGUAAAGAUACCGACUGUUGGAAACAUUUCCACACACACAAACUAACAAUGUUAAGGCUCUAGGUAUCUUUGUAUCCUAGAUCUCCCCCUUUAUAAAGGACAAAUGUAUAAAGUACAACUUAAAGAUUAUUAAUAUUUGCUUAAAGAGUGAAAUAACUGGUUAGUAAUAAGUGUUACAUAAAUAUUUUUUAUUAAGUGUUGCUGUGAGCCUGGUAAAUUGUUUUAGUUUUGGCCUUGAUAAGAACCAUCCUAGAGGCCAUUCUAUAACUGCCACGGGUACAGACUGUGGGCUGGACUUGCCUACAGACUUUGUAGCAUGAACUUCAGCUGGUAACUUGCCUGUAAUACAUAUUCUUUAGGUCUUUUGAAUAACCCGUAACGUUAUGUAACGGCCCUUUCGUGUUGGUGUGCCCCUGGGUUUUGUCUGUCGCCGGCAUUGCUAUCAUCCCCAGUCGGGUGUUCUUUUCAAACUUCGCAUUCGGCAAACAUUUGAGUAUUUACCUUCUGCCAACUAUUAGUCUGUGACUGAAUUGCCUAGUCUCUUGGGAGUGAUGUCAACAGAGGAUGAGUGAAUCAGAUCACAAGACCUUCUAGAGUGCCUGCGAAGUAGGGCAUCCAUACUGAAGUUGAGUAUGGUUUUCUCAUGCAGUUUUUAAGAGAAAUGGAAGAAUAUCAUCAGUCCAGAAAGAGCUGUGAUGUGGGAACUCAGACAAGUUCAACAUUUCCUAGCAAAGACUCUCUUGUGGAGAAGCUUCAGCUUAUUGAUGAUCAGUUUGCAGGUGCUUACCCUCAGCGUCCAAAGUUAGAAUCCUUAGAAGUAAAGUUAAAUGAAUAUAAGAGAGAAAUGGAACAGCAGCUUCGGGCAGAAAUGUGUCAAAAGUUAAAGUAUUUUAAAGAUACUGAAAUAGCAAAAAUUAAAAUGGAAGAGAAAAGAAAGUCUGAGAGGGAAUUGGCUGAGUUCCGGAACGAAUUGGAGAGAGCUUGUCAAGCAAAAUCUGACGCCCUUAUUUCUCGGGAAAAGUUGUCUCUUGAGAGAAUUCAGAAGCACCAAGAGAUUGAAACCAAGGAGAUUUAUGCUCAGAGACAACUUCUCCUCAAAGAUAUAGACAUGCUAAGAGGCAGAGAAGCAGAGCUGAAACAAAGAAUGGAAGCUUUUGAAUUGGCUCAGCGGCUACAAGAAGAAAAAAAUAAAAGCGCAACUGAUGCACUUAGUAAACGGGAGCUGAAUGUCCAGAGUAUUGAGGAGACCUAUGACCAAAAGAUCAAGAAUGAGCUUCUCAAAUAUCAACUUGAACUCAAGGACGACUAUAUUGCUAGAACUAACAGGCUGAUAGAAGAUGAAAGGAAGAAUAAAGAAAAAGCUAUACGUUUGCAAGAGGAGCUGAUGGCUAUUAAUUCAAAAAAGGAAGAACUCAGUCAUUGUAUAAAUCGUGUCAAAGAGCUUGAGCUUGAGUUAGAGUCGGUCAGAACCCAGUCUUUGGCAAUAAGCAAACAAAACCACCUGCUGAAUGAAAAGGUGAAAGAAAUGAGUGACUAUUCGCUACUGAAACAAGGAAAACUGGAGCUUCAGGCGCAAAAUAAAUUACUUAAACAACAGCUGGGAGAGACCAGAAAUGAGAACUUGCGCCUUCUAAACCACCUGGCUCAGCCUUCUCCAGAGCUGGUGGCUUUUCAGAAAGAACUAAAGAAAGCAGAGAACGCUAUCGUGUGUGAGCAUAAGGAGUUCGAGAUCCACAGGCAGAACCUGCAGAAGCAGCUGCAAAGUGAAAUUGAACGUUCUGCGCAGCUGAAGGCCCAGAUCCUCGAUUACGAAGAUUCCGUAAAGAGGUUAACGAGACAGGUGGCCGAUUUGAAAUUGCAACUGACACAAACCCAGGCGGCCCUAGAGAACGAGGUGUACCGCAACCCAAAGAAUUCUCUGCUCGAUCGGCCCAUCAGCGGAUUAAUGGGUGGCAACGUGGUGGUACCUCACAACGAUGUAAGCGGGGAUUUCUUGAAAAAUGCUUUCGGACUGGAAAGGCUGACGGCAGGCAUGCUUCUGUCAAGGAUCGCAAGUGACCCAAGUGCGAGCACCAGGAGUAGUUCCCCCGAUUCUGACCUGGAGUUUGUAACCAAGACCAAGACAAGGGUGAAAGAGCUAGAGGAAGAGGCCGAACUUUUGGAGAAAGCUUUCCGAACUUACCAUCCAAGAGUUCAUCCAUGCCCCACGGGAAGGUCUUCAGCAACCACGAGCUCGCCACCCCUGCACGCGACAGGAACACCCAAAAAGGCCACUUCCAGUUCCCCUGGAAGACCUACUUCCGUAGAGGACGCGGCUGUCCCUGAGCAGCCUCUGGCAGGCACACUCGAGGAGGACAGGAGCAGCGCUUCGGCUUCUGAGGCGCGGCCGCACAAGGGCACGCCCUCCAGACGCCUCUCCUCCACUCCCCUGCCAAAGGCCGAAAGCAGCCUCCUUGCUAAAGCGUAUCUGGAAGGUGAGCUGCCAAGAGGGUUGUGGGGUGCUCUGCAUUUGGAAGCUUCUGGUGCUCAGAGGGCCUCUGAGCUGAGGGAGAGUGCUGUCCAGGACGGCAGGAAGGAGCCAACAACCACAAGCUUUGCACUGGGUGAGCAGAAGCCACCCUCUGGGUCACUUACAGCCCCACUUGUCUGACCUCGUGCCCUGCUCUGUGUGACCUCAUGCCCUGUUCUAUGUGAUCUCAAGCCCCCCUGAGUGUGCCCAUGUGACCAACUCUGGGUGAUCUUGGUUCCUGUUCCAGGUGAUCUCUAACCCCAUUCCAUCUGAGCUGGUACCCCUCUCUAAGUGACCUCAAGUCUGCUCUGGGUGCAUUCAAGCUCUGUUGUUGGUGACCUCAAGCCCCACUCUAGUUCAGUAUAUCCCCACUUUGGGUGAGCUGGUGUUGAGCUCUGGAUGACAUAGUACCCAUCUCUAGGUGAGUUGGAGCCCUGCUCCAGUUGAGUUCUAGCCCUGCUCCCUGUGACUUCAAUUCCCACUCUGAGUGACUUCAUGCCCCGUUCCAGGUGACCUUGAACCCUGUUUCUGGUUAUUUCGUGCUUCACUCAGGGUAAGCUUGAGUCCUGUGACUAGAUGAACUUGAGCCCUGCUUCACUUGAGCUAGAGCCCUGCUCAGGUGAGCAUGUGUACCACUCUUGGUGAGAAUGAGAGUGGCAUCAGUGGGCAUGAGCGUUGCCUCAGAUGAGCUGGAACCCCCUUCUUUUUGAGCUUGUGCCCUGCUCCUGGUGAGCACUAGUCCUGCUCUGGGUGAGCUUGAACCCAGCUUUGGGUGAGCAUGUGCCUGGCUCUGGUUGAGCUGGAGCCCCUCUCCUCACCUUGAGCCUUGCUCCAGGUGACCUCAUGCUCUGCUUCUAGUGAGCUCAUGCCCCACUCUGGGUGACAUCAAGCCCUGCCCUUAUGAGCAUGAGCUCUGUUCCAGGUGAUCCUCCUCUUUCUGCCCCUUGCUUACUUGUGUCCUCUCUCUCUCUCUGAAAUAAAAUAAAAUGAAAUCUGUUUUGUACUGUCUUAAAAUAUACCUGUUUACAUUUUUUAAUUUAAAUUUUUGUUAUUUCUAAUUUAAAUUUAUUAUAUUCAGCUGUUGUAAUCUGUAAAUGUUGAUAUUUUAACAAAUGUACUGAAUUUCUGUUAACAUAAUGUGGGUAGUUUAUGUCAAUAUUCUAUUUGUGUUUGAAAAAACAAUGCAUAUAAUCUGAUUACAAGUUGUUGGGUUGCACAUAAUGCCCAUGAUAUAAAUAAUUUAUUUUCUUAUUGA
Lynx canadensis (Canada lynx) is the source of this 4126-nucleotide messenger RNA. RefSeq names its product oral-facial-digital syndrome 1 protein-like. The coding region runs from base 1006 to 3012 and encodes 668 amino acids. Gene Ontology annotation, molecular function: protein binding. The record is from RefSeq and is a predicted model, not a curated record. NCBI's taxonomy places the organism in Eukaryota, Metazoa, Chordata, Mammalia, Carnivora, Felidae. Gene Ontology annotation, cellular component: ciliary basal body; centrosome. The transcript is spliced from 12 exons. Gene Ontology annotation, biological process: epithelial cilium movement involved in determination of left/right asymmetry.